AUGGCUGACGAGCACCACGAGACCUUCGAAUCCGCCGACGCUGGCGCGUCGACCACCUACCCCAUGCAGUGCUCUGCUCUGCGCAAGAACGGUCACGUUGUCAUCAAGGGCCGUCCCUGCAAGAUCGUCGACAUGUCGACCUCCAAGACCGGAAAGCACGGUCACGCCAAGGUCCACAUCGUCGCUCUGGACAUCUUCACUGGCAAGAAGCUCGAAGAUCUGUCCCCCUCCACCCACAACAUGGACGUCCCCAACGUCUCCCGCAAGGAGUACCAGCUUCUUGACAUCACUGAUGAUGGCUUCCUCUCCCUGAUGGACGACGAUGGAAGCACCAAGGACGAUGUUAAGGUCCCCGACAACGAGAUCGGUGAGAAGAUCAUGCGUAUGUUCAAGGAGGAGGAGAAGGACUGCAACAUUGUCAUCCUCACUGCCAUGGGUGAGGAGUGCGCCAUGGAGUGCAAGGAAGCCCCCAAAUAA
Aspergillus terreus NIH2624 is the source of this 477-nucleotide messenger RNA. RefSeq names its product Eukaryotic translation initiation factor eIF-5A. Gene Ontology annotation, molecular function: RNA binding; ribosome binding; translation elongation factor activity. Gene Ontology annotation, biological process: positive regulation of translational termination; positive regulation of translational elongation. The transcript has 4 exons. The record is from RefSeq and is a predicted model, not a curated record. NCBI's taxonomy places the organism in Eukaryota, Fungi, Ascomycota, Eurotiomycetes, Eurotiales, Aspergillaceae. The coding region runs from base 1 to 477 and encodes 158 amino acids.